Messenger RNA from Mesorhabditis belari, 1113 nucleotides. NCBI's taxonomy places the organism in Eukaryota, Metazoa, Nematoda, Chromadorea, Rhabditida, Rhabditidae. The record is from the annotation of a GenBank genome assembly.
AUGAAAUAUUUAAACUCUUUACGUCGACCGAUUUCAACGCCAGAGUCGACAACAAAAGAUGGAGGUGAAUCGAACGAUGGAAAACCAAUAAAGAGGCGAACAAAUAGUUUCAUAGUUGACGAUGAUGAGAUUGGGUCGCCACUGGACAAAAUUGAGGACGAGGAUGAUGAAUCGGAUCAGUCAGAAGAACCUUUUGACGAUGAAGACGAAGGAAGUGAUGCCGAAUCGGUCGUUGAAGUGAAAAAACGGGUUAUUGAUGACAAGAAGACGCCAGUCGGCAAAGUUCCGGUUGCGCUAUUAAAGUCUACCUUCUCCAGUCCUUCCAUGAAAAAACCAGCGACAUUCGCCGAGAAGUUUAUAGACAAAGAUUUCAAGAAGAAUCGUGUUGAAUUGGCAAAGUCCGUCUUCAAACAUGUGAAGAGCAAUUUGCCCGAAGAUUUGCCGAUCAUUUGGAAUCCACGACUACGAAAGACGGCUGGUUUUUGCAGGUACAAAAGACAAAAGGGCGACGAUUUCGUGUCAAUUGUGAGAACGGUUACUGUCGAACUUUCCACAAAGGUUAUCACCGAACCAGAAAGGCUCCGAGACACGCUGAUCCACGAACUUUGCCAUGCUGCCGUUUUUCUCGUUGACAAAGUCGAGGGGGAUCAUCAUGGGCCCUAUUGGAGUAAAUGGGCAAACAUCUGCAUGAAGCGUCAUCCAAAACUUCCGUUUGUCUCUCGUUGCCACAACUACGAAAUCGUCGCCAAAUACCUCUACUUGUGCAAUGGAUGUGGGCAAAAGGUCCGACGUCAUUCAAAAUCUCUGGACAUCAGCAAGAAAAUUUGUAGAAUAUGCCAAGGGCGUUUUGAGCUACAGGUACUAACGAAGGGCGAAUACAAGCGACGGUCGCUCACCACAACACAAAGCCCCAAAAACACAUUCGCGAAAUUCGUCAAACUGCACUAUUCAACGGUGAUGCAAUUGUUGUCAGCCAAAUGGAAAGCUGAGAGACCGAAAAUGGAAAACGAUAAAAAGAGCCCUAGUGAGGGCUUCAAAAUAAAUUUUGAUGAGCUUUCGGUCGACGAAAAUGAGGCCCCAAUAAUGCCCAGCUCUUCACUCGGACUCUUCCGA